AUGGAAAUGAAGAGUCCAGCCAAUAUCAAAGAAGUGCAACGAUUAACGGGACGUUUGACUGCUUUAGCUUGCUUUCUGCCCAUGGUGGGGGACAAAGCGGCUCCGUUCUUUACGUGCUUGAAGAAGGGUUCAACAUUUGAAUGGACUGAAUCGUGCGAGCAAGCUUUUACCAAGUUAAAAGAAUUAUUGGCAACCCCGCCUGUGUUAUCCAAGCCAACUCCGGAUGUCCCUCUAACUCUUUACUUGGCGAUCACCGACAGAGCCGUUAGCACAGUAUUGCUUCAGGAAGAGAAGAAAAAGUACAAAAUUGUUUAUUUUGUUAGCCAUACUUUGCAAGGCGCUGAGUUGCGAUACCAAAAAAUUGAAAAGGAGGCUUUGGCAAUUCUGAAAACAGCAAGGCGCCUCAGACCAUACUUUCAAAGCUUCCAGGUGAAGGUUAAGACCGAUAUCCCUAUAAGACAAGUAUUACAAAAGCCUGACCUAUCAGGACGAUUAGUCAGUUGGUCGGUGGAACUAUCUGAGUAUGACAUUCAGUAUGAGCCAAGGGGGACUGUCACAAUCCAGAGUUUGAUUGACUUUGUGGCAGAAAUGACGCCCACUGAAGGUGAGGGAGUAUUCGGUGAGUGGAUCUUAUUCGUGGACGAAUCUUCAAAUGACAAAGGAAGUGGGGCGGGUAUAACUAUUGAAAGCCUAAACAGGAUGACCAUUGAACAAUCGUUGAAAUUUGAAUUCAGAGCAAGCAACAAUCAAGCAGAAUAUGAAGCGCUAAUAGCCGGAUUAAGACUCGCCAUUGAGUUGGGAAUUCAGAAGCUAUUCAUCAAAGGCGAUUCACAGUUGGUGGUUAAACAAGUAAAAGGGGAAUAUCAGGUAAAAGACCCACAACUUUCCAAAUACUUAGAAAUUGUGCAAAGGUUAAUGAUGGAGAUUGAAAACGUCAGGAAAGAACAUAUUCCCAGAAGUCAGAAUGAGCGGGCCGACGUAUUGGAAAAAUUGGCUAGCACUGGUCGAUUAGGCAAUUAUCAAACAGUCAUACAAGAAACUCUUCCUCACCCAAGUAUUGACCUUAUUGAGAUAAAGCUAAAGGCAAUGAAGGCUAUAACAGAUGGGGAACCCUCAUGGAUGGAGCCAAUUAAGAGUUUCCUCCAAAAUCCUCCAAAAGAAGAUAAUUUAAAUACAAAAGAAAGGCGUAGGGAAGCCAGCUUCUACACACUAGUGGGCGAUGAACUAUAUAGGCGGGGAAUAAUGUCACCGUUACUCAAAUGUGUAGACAUUAGUGACGCCCAGAGUAUCAUGGUAGAAGUUCACGAAGGUGUAUGCUCCAGCCACAUAGGGGGGCGAUCUUUAGCAGUGAAAGUACUGAGGGUAGGGUUCUACUGGCCAACAAUAAAAAAAAGACUGUCUAGAGUAUGUUAA
Lotus japonicus is the source of this 1413-nucleotide messenger RNA. RefSeq lists its product as uncharacterized. Gene Ontology annotation, molecular function: RNA-DNA hybrid ribonuclease activity; nucleic acid binding. NCBI's taxonomy places the organism in Eukaryota, Viridiplantae, Streptophyta, Magnoliopsida, Fabales, Fabaceae. Bases 1 to 1413 code for a protein of 470 amino acids. The record is from RefSeq and is a predicted model, not a curated record. The transcript has a single exon.